CUUGACUCUAUCAGCUUGUAUCCGUGGCUGCCGAAAUGUCUGACGAAAGUUCUCACGAAGCAGAUCUCUGUUCUACUCACAGCGCCGCGGAUCUAAGCCCUCCGCCUGCAGGCCCUCCGCCUCAGCGCCGUCGCGAUAAGAAACAGCUUUCAUGCGAAUUCUGUCGCAAGAGAAAGUUAAAAUGUGACAGAACGCAGCCAUGCUCUGCUUGUACAUCUCGCAGCUUGAGCUGCUUCUUUCCCAGUGCUCGCGCACCUCGGCUUAUAUCGCGGCCGGCGCCCAGGCCCCAAGCUUCACAGAAGCCAAGCCUCUCAGUUCUUGAGGGCAAAGUCAAAUCCUUGGAGCAGAUGAUGAUAUCGACUUUGGCUACCAUACGUCACGAGCGACCUGACCUCGACGCUUCGUCGCCCGUAAGCAGCAGCGGCAUCCCGCUGCGACCUCAUCUAGCCGAGGCUGGGACGAUGCGCCGCGGUAAUCAAGGGACAGAGUAUUUCGGAGGCAUUCACUGGGUUGCCAUAAUGGAUGGAAUCUCGGAAUUGAAAGGCCACUUUGAGAAUCUAAAUGAGAUUCAGUCUCCCGAAACGUACAGUUACGAAGUACCCGACGAGUCGCGCCAGCGUCCACUCUUGCUAUACAGCGGUACACAGCCGCCUCCAAAGGAAAGAUUAAUCUCUGAGCUGCCUGAGAGAAAUAUAGUAGACAGGAUGGUGUUUUAUUAUUUCAGUGAGAUAUCGAUGAUGCCGCUGAUGGCCCUUCAUCCCCCGACGUUUCUUCGAGAAUACGAACAAUUCUGGGCCAACCCUUGUCAUGUGUCCAUCCACUGGAUCGGCCUCCUCUAUAGUAUACUCAGCAUCUCGACCGUAUUCUCACGCAAAUCGGAAGCCCCAACCGGUGAUACUAUGUCGGAUUCCGGAUACACUACGCAAUAUUCAGAAUAUGCCCGUCAAAUGGUACACUGCCUGAAGGCUGGAGACUAUGUUCGAGGAGGACCAUACAUUCUUGAGACACUGAUCAAUUACACGGUGCUGGAACUUAUGAUGACAAGUCCCUCCCCGAGUGUCCAUUCAGGGAUGUAUGCAACAACAGGGCUGAUGACGCAGAUCGCCUUUCGCAUGGGCUACCACCGUGACCCGUGCCACUUCCCCCAGAUAUCUUGUUUCGAAGGCGAGAUGCGGCGGCGAAUCUGGGCCACGAUCCAUAUCUUGGAUACCUCAAUGUCUGUGCUCAGUGGCUCACCAAGGGUCAUAGCUGAAGGGUCGUGGGACACCAAACCGCCUCGGAACCUGCACGACGGUGACCUCGAUCCAAGCUGCACUACUCUUCCUGAGUCACGCCCAGACUCCGAACUGACUCCAGUGUCAUGCCCACUGGCCAGGUAUAAGCUGAGUCUCACCGUCGGUUGGCUGAUCGACGCCAACGUUUUUCAAGGUCUCAUACUGCCUUCUGAGAAGCGACACGCAGAGGCCCGCCUUGCAGAGACGUGGAACGCCAUUCCGGAUAGAUUCAAGUUUGAAUCGCUGAGCAAUUGUCUUUCCGAGUCCCCAGCAGGAGUAGGGCAACGAAUAGGCCUCACCACCCUCUACAACAAGAUGUACAUAAUGCUACACAUAUCUCACCUUCUCAAGAGCCCCGGAUCGGCCGUCGAUGGAGACCCUCCUGCGGAAGAGGAUGUCGAGUAUCAACUGCACUCACGACGUAAAUGUAUACAAGCAGCCCUACAAAACGUAGAGUUAUUCAUUAUCAUGGAGACGGAAUCUCGGCCCGGUGGCGCUCUGACUGUGCUGAGGAAUAAGAUGUCCCUACUCGCAGUGCACGAGGCCCUCGUUGCAACGGCGGUUCUCAGCACAUUCCUCUAUCAUUUCGGAACAUGGCCUGCGACGACCGGCGAGACCGACGGUAUUGACAUGACGCACAUCGAGGCUACGUUGAGGAAUUGCAGGGACACGUGGGUGCGAUGGAGUGAGUGGUCGUCAGACGCCAGAAGGGCUGUAGAAUUGCUGGCCCUGGUGUUCCAGAAGCUGGAUGGGAGCAUGGAGACGGUGCCGAUGAGUGAAUUCUCACUGGCUUUGGAUGGUAUGGGCUUGAAUUUUGGCUGGGAUACUGUGUAUUUAUGAUCUGUUAUUAAUAUCGGUGAACGUAUGAUGCCCCC
Messenger RNA from Fusarium verticillioides 7600, 2149 nucleotides. RefSeq lists its product as hypothetical. The record is from RefSeq and is a predicted model, not a curated record. Lineage: Eukaryota; Fungi; Ascomycota; Sordariomycetes; Hypocreales; Nectriaceae. Gene Ontology annotation, molecular function: DNA binding; zinc ion binding; DNA-binding transcription factor activity, RNA polymerase II-specific. Bases 36 to 2114 code for a protein of 692 amino acids. Gene Ontology annotation, biological process: regulation of DNA-templated transcription; DNA-templated transcription. Gene Ontology annotation, cellular component: nucleus. The transcript has 4 exons.